Messenger RNA from Xenia sp. Carnegie-2017, 1361 nucleotides. Its product is annotated as COMM domain-containing protein 3-like. The record is from RefSeq and is a predicted model, not a curated record. The transcript is spliced from 8 exons. Lineage: Eukaryota; Metazoa; Cnidaria; Anthozoa; Malacalcyonacea; Xeniidae. Bases 82 to 654 code for a protein of 190 amino acids. Gene Ontology annotation, biological process: sodium ion transport.
AAGUAAAUAAACACACAAAAUGUUUAUUUUUGUAUCCUCGUGAUUGGAGAGAAGAUACUUUUUCUAACGUACGUUUUUACCAUGGAUCUAAACCAUGAAGUACAAGAAGGUGUACAACUAUGUGGCGAGUCAGUGCAGGUGCCAGAUAAAACCUUUCAAAAACUUAUCGUGACAGCAUACGACAUCAUUUUGGGAAAACAAGAUGACAGCAGUAUUGGUGAUUUGGUAAAGUCUGGCACAUUCAAGCAAGCUUAUUAUGGUGUGGUAACGUUAAUCUUAGAAGCAGUAAAAGUCAAUAGUAGUGUAAAUGAUUUGAGUUCGUAUUUGGAGGAAUGUAAGUGGGACUCCGAGAGAAUCCAAUUUUUCAAUAACGCAUUCACAAAAAAUUUUCCACAUAUUCAAGCUUUAUUGAGCAGUUCGAGAAAAGUUUUUCCACAUAUUGUUGAUAUUGACUGGCGUUUGGAUUAUUACGUAAAGAAUAAGCAUCUAGAUAAAGUAAACAAACCUACUUACUUGAUCUCGUUGAAAACUGAGGAAAGUGACAAAAAUGGAUACAAUGAUAUUCAAUUUUCAUGUUCCCUUGAACAGCUACAGGAUCUUGUUGGGAAGUUAAAAGACGCUUGCAAAAGUUUGGAGAAAGCAUGCCAAAUGUAGAUAAUAAAACAAAAAUAAAUAGUUUCACUACAAUCUCCGAUUUGUCUAAAAACAAAACGGUGCUAUAAAAUAUAUCUCUAUAAAAAAUUGUGUAGGUCAAUAUGAAGUGCCAAGUGAAUUACGUUUGAAAUUUGAAAAGAGCGCUAUUUUAAAGAGGCAAUUUUUACGUAGAUUUUAAUCAAAUUCAAUGGCUCCUAUUACAUAGUGCCUGAAAUUAGCAUUGAGGUGUUCAGGACAAAAUCAGUUGAACUGGGAGGCAGGAACCCAACUACACUGUUUUAGUAUUAUUUCGUUCAAAUCCAGAAAACUUUUUACAGUCAGAUACUUAUAGUCAUGCUUGUAUUAGAAAAGGUAAGCUGUUAUACAAUUUACGUUUAAGUCUCAACACCCCGCAUACACAACUUGGUUUUCAGCAAAAAUUUGAAAGUUGGAAGUUUACUUUUUCAAUUGAUACGUACAUAUUUUAAGUAAUCCUUCACAGUUAAAAGACACAUAAAAAUUAAAUAAACAAAGUAAUUUUGUUGAUCGGAAGCAUUUGUGCUUUUCUUUCACCUUUGGUCUGUUAGUUGUUUGUGAGAAAAUAAGUUGUUGUACCUAUCACAAUUGUGUUUUUUCUUCCGUGCUUUCUUAAUUUUAAAUGUCAACCUAUAUAUCAUUAUUGUGCAAUAUAAAAUAGAAUAAAUUUUUACAGCAUUUGCUAAUGUCAA